AUGGACUGCUACGAGCUGCGCUGGCAGCAGAUGAACUCGCGUCGGGAAUUUUCACCGUCGCGGAGGACGCGCUCACUGGAGCGUGGGAGAUCGCGGACGCGUUUGCCACGGAGGGCGGCGUACCGCACGGAUCUGGUGUUUGACGGACGUCAAGAAGGAGGCGAGGACGAUCUGCACGCAAGAUCGGAGCCCAGGCCUCAACCGUCCAGCAGCGGCCCUUGGAAUCGGGCGCGCGGCCAACAAGGAGAGGGUGGCAGGCGCCGCGACGACGCGGACAUGGUGGUCUCGUCGGAUUUGGCAAGUGAGGCCGAAGGCGAGGAAGAAGCAGACGAGAUCAUGAUGGCGCGGGAUGGUGAGAAGGACGAAGUCGCGAAAGAAGAGCGCGACGAAGGGAGCAAAGACGCGAGAGCAAGUGGCUCACCGAGAGGGAUGCGCGGAGGCAGCGCAAGGCGCCGCGGAAGCACGGAUGCAGGUCGCGCGGCAGACGAAAUGGGUGACGGCAGCGUAAGGCGCCAUGGAAGCGCGGAUGCAGGUCGCGCGGUGGACGAAAUGGGUGACGGCAGCGUAAGGCGCUGCGGGAGCACGGAUGCAGACGAUUCGACGGGCGAAAUGUGCGGGAAUGGCGCGAGGCGCCGCGCGAGCGCGGAUGCAGACUAUUCGAUGGGCGAAAUGUGCGGGAAUGGCGCGAGGCGCCGCGGGAGCGUGGAUGCAGACGAUUCGACGGGCGAAAUGCGCGGGAAUGGCGCGAGGCGCCGCGGGAGCGCGGAUGCAGACGAUUCGACGGGCGAAAUGCGCAGGGAUGGCGCGAGGCGCCGCGGUAGCGCGGAUGCAGACGGUUCAACGGGCGGAAUACGCGGGAAUGGCACGAGGCGCCGCGGGAGCGCGGACGCAGACGGGUUAGUGGGCGAAAUGCUAGAGAAUGGCGCGAGGCGCCGGGAGAGCAUGGAUGCAGAUUGCUCGCCAAGCAGGAUGCGCGGAAGUAACGCAAGGCGCGGCGAAGACAAGGAGGCUGAGCGCGCGCCAGAAGCUAGACGUGAGGAAGUGAUGAGGCGAGACGCGCAGGCGGGAGCGUAUGGCUUGCCUGAGCCAAGACGCGGACAUGAGCGCAGGAGGCGCAUGGCGCUGGGCGGAUGGCGAUCACCAGAGCAUGCGAGAAAAGGCGUGCGCUGCGCUCGCCUGCACGGCAGCGGAGGCACAAGGGGGAGGCACGUGGACGUGCGAAGGGAGCAAGUGAGUAAGGUAGGGGCAUGGGCGUGCAUGUUAGUAACGCCAGCAGCAGCGGAAGUAGAGGAGAAGGACGAGAAGGUGGGGGCAGGAGCGUGUGUACCAGCAACAGCGGAAGCAGAGGAAACGGAUGAGCAGGUUGAGGCAAGAGCAUGUGUACCAACAGCAGCGGAAGCGGAAGUGGUGGAUGAAGGGGUGGAGGCACGGGCAUGUGUGGUGGCAGCAGCGGAAGAGGAAGGGGAGGAAGAGAAGGUGGGGGCACAGGCGUGUGUAGCAGCAGCAGCAGAAGAGGAAGGGGAAGAAGCGAAGGUGAGGGCACAUGCGCGUGUAGUGGCAUCAGCGGUAGCAGAAGGGAAAGCCAAGAAAAAGGGGGCAUGGGCAUGCGCACCAGCAGCCGCAGAAGCAGAAGGAAAAGACGAGAAGGUGGGGGGACGGGCACGUGUACUAAAGGCAGAGAAGCAAGCGCAGGAAAGUGGGAUGGCGGAGCAGCAAGUGAGGAAGCUGCGGGAAGAACAUCUAGAGCUGAAGGGGGAAGAAAUGGGAAAAGAAGCCAUGAGAGGACCCGAGGCGGAUGUGAGGAGCAUAACAGCAGAGGUGGCAUGUAACCAGGGGCAAGGUGACCUAUGGAUAGCUGGAUGGGAAGGUCCAGUGAGGGACCCGGCCAAGAAGCAGGAAGAGGCAGAGAGGGAGAGCAAGGAAGAGGGGGCAUGGGAGUGCCUGACAGCAGGAGAAGGACUGGAGGAUACAGUGGGAGUCGCGAUGAGUAAGAAAGAACAAGAGGCCAUGAAGACAGUAAAGGGGAUUAAGGGAGAGACAUGGGAAGAUGAGUCGAUGGAGCCAGCAACAUAG
Molecule: messenger RNA, 2073 nt
Organism: Closterium sp. Naga37s-1
Lineage: Eukaryota; Viridiplantae; Streptophyta; Zygnematophyceae; Desmidiales; Closteriaceae
Source: the annotation of a GenBank genome assembly